AUGAUCAAAAACACAAUGCAUGAGUUGGACGAUCGUAUUGAAGAAAUGGAUGCAAAAUACAAGAAGAUUGUGGGAAAUCUUUCUGCAAACUUGGCUGCUACCACUCUCAAGGUUAGAACAAGAUACUUCCAUCGCAUUGGAGUUAGUGGCAAAGGAGUCCUCAAAAUAUACGACAAGAUUGAAGGACUCCCAAGCCACAAAAUCUUCCAAUGCGGAAAGACAUAUCCUAUCAUAGUUCGUCACAGUAACAGCUUAAGCGCUGACGAUGAUGCAAGGCUAGAUGCGCGUGGCGCCGCUGUUAGAAUCCUCUCCGAUGAAUCUGGUGGCGAAACAACACUCCUGGAUUUAACACUUAAAACAGGCAAUGCGUUUUACGCGCGCACCAUUUCCGACUUUGCUACUUGGCUUGUGUGCGGGUUACCUGCUAGAGAAGAGCACGUGAAGCGUGCCCCGCACAUCAGAGACGCAGUGUGGGCCUCUCUACGCAAUGCAGAGACGUUCACUGAGCUGCAUUACUACUCCAAUAUCUGCAGGCUCUUCAGGUUUAACGACGGACAGGAGAUGUAUGUCAAACUCAAGCUGCGGCCGUUUGAUCAGAAAAUCAUGGAUGAUUCCGGGAAGAUUGAGCCGUUAGGAAUCCUACCUCCUGAAACAGGAGCGAUUCCGAGGGACAGCAACGACAAGCGUCCUUUGCUUUUUUUGGCAGAUGAUUUCCGGAGACGUGUGAGUUCGCCCGGUGGCGUUCGUUAUGUUUUCCAACUGCAACUCCGGCCAGUGCCCGAGGACGCAGAUGCGCAAGACGAGGUCCUCGAUUGCACGAAGCCGUGGGACGAGAUGGAGUUCCCGUUGAUAGACGUCGGAGAGGUGACCAUCAAUGAGAAUCUCACGCCUAAACAAUCCGAGGAGCUUGAAUUCAAUCCUUACCUCAAAUGCCAUGAAAUCGAUGUGAUCAGAGCAACGUCAGCCUCUCAGAGUGCUUCCAUCGAUCAUGGACGCUCAUUGAUCUAUGAGAUUUGCCAACGAUUGAGAAACAAUGAGCCGCUGCCGGAGGCGUGGAGAGCCUUCAUCGAGAAGUCAGAUGUCAAAGUAGACCUCUCUGGCUGCCCCGUCAUGAACCAGAAACACGACUCCUCUGUCUCAAACGAAGUGACGCUUGCGAGAGCUUGGAUUACGAUUGGUGAGGGCGGAUUUGUGGGAAGUCGAGCGGUGGCCAUGCCAGGAGUGGUUGUGGAAGAUGGAGGCAGCCUUGGUGCGCUCUCACUUGCCAUGAAGGGGGAACUUGUUAGAAUUAAGUCGCAAUCUCAAUAA
Salvia splendens (bonfire salvia) is the source of this 1308-nucleotide messenger RNA. Its product is annotated as linolenate 9R-lipoxygenase. The record is from RefSeq and is a predicted model, not a curated record. NCBI's taxonomy places the organism in Eukaryota, Viridiplantae, Streptophyta, Magnoliopsida, Lamiales, Lamiaceae. Gene Ontology annotation, molecular function: catalase activity; heme binding. The coding region runs from base 1 to 1308 and encodes 435 amino acids. Gene Ontology annotation, biological process: response to oxidative stress. The transcript is spliced from 2 exons.